GCAAUGCUACAGAUGGUCCCGCUACUUAUUGGAGUGUUGUUGUUUUCAUUCGGAGUUGCCCAAAAAGAUGAAAUGGAGUAUUUUUCAAGCAACAGUUGGUGGCUGAUGUUUGAAAAUAAUGUGGAAAAUGAACAAGGAAAUCGCGCAUUUUGUUACGUUGCCGCUAACGGUGCUGAAAAUUGCCAAUCGAGAGACCAGGAUGGCAAUACAAUGAUGGAGGAGACAUGCAACUGCACACUUAACUACAUGGACAAAAUAAUUGAUGGUGUUUUGGCCAAUGACAUGACAGUUACUUGCAAUCCUUCACCUACAGGUGGAAAUUCUUGGGUGUCUACGUUUUGCCCUAAAAAGAUAUCAGUGAUGCACAAGACAAAAAUCAACUAUAACAAAUUUCAGCACCAUAUUGCCUCAAAGGAUCAAAUUAAAAAAGAUCAUUUUUGCGGCUCAAAAUCAAUGGUUGCAAUUCUGGCAAUUUUCCUUGCGCUUUCGGUCAUUCUGAACGUUGUAAUUGUAAGUUGUUACAUAAAGAAAAAGAAAAAUUAAGUCGAGCAAGGUGAAUUGAUUGAAAAUGAAAAUAUUGAAAAUAAAUAUGUGAGUAACGACAUUGACGUGAGUUAUGAGGGUGAAAAAAUAAGGAUGAAAUCAUUUCAAAUCUAUGAAGAACUUGAAGAAUAGACCUUUUUUACUAUUAUUGGAUAUUGGGUUUUAAUUUAAAAAUAUAUCGCGUAGAAGAACUGCAACUUGUUAUUAAUUGUAAAACGUCUUCAAAAACUUUUAAUCUCUUCCAUCAGUCAGUUUAAUCAUUGAUCUUUUUGUAUUUUGACUCUGAACUGACAGUAAAAUAAAGUGAAAAAAUACUGUUGCCAGUUUUCUAACUUUGAAAAUAGUUAUAUUUCAUUUAAGCCCAUUUCCCAUUUUAUCUGUUGUAUUAAAAAAAAAAUUAUCAAGCUGCUACAAAUAAUUCAAAUAAUGUAAUGAGAUAUGUGUAACUUGCGUUGUUCCGUAGUAUAUUAAGAUUGUAACAGGAAUUAUUAAUGCGGGACGCACGAAUUUUGGAUAAUGCUGAUUGUGAGUCUGAA
This is a messenger RNA of Neocloeon triangulifer, 1079 nucleotides long. RefSeq lists its product as uncharacterized. The transcript has 3 exons. The record is from RefSeq and is a predicted model, not a curated record. The coding region runs from base 4 to 543 and encodes 179 amino acids. NCBI's taxonomy places the organism in Eukaryota, Metazoa, Arthropoda, Insecta, Ephemeroptera, Baetidae.